Molecule: messenger RNA, 7681 nt
Organism: Kogia breviceps (pygmy sperm whale)
Lineage: Eukaryota; Metazoa; Chordata; Mammalia; Artiodactyla; Physeteridae
Gene: MTCL3
Product: MTCL family member 3
Biological process (GO): regulation of autophagy
Source: RefSeq, a predicted model, not a curated record
UUGCCGCUGCAUCAGGAGACGUCAGACAAGCCCGGAAGGCUGUUGGAAUCCGCCUCCCAGCGAAAAGCUCAAGUAAAUAAUUGAUGGCGAUUGACGCGGUCCAGGACAAAGCUUUGAGGAAAGCCAGUGCAUCCGAUUUCGAGCGGCUUGGGAAUCUUCUGCCGAGUAAGGGGUAUGGGAGUGCUGCGAGGACUGUGAGCUUGGCUACCGGUCUUCCAUCGCGGGCGUGGCUCUGGCCUUUUUGUCUUCUUGCCGCCCGCCCCUCCGCCUCCGCACUCCGCCUUCUAACCUUCCCUUUUGAAAGUAGCCUCUCUUUGGUUACUUCUUCGCAGUCCUCCCUUGCAAUCCUGCCCCCUCCCCUGCCCAGUCCGGUGAGUCCAGCUCUCGAAUAUCAGUGCACUUCCCGGGGAGCGUCUGGCACGGCUUGGUACCUCGCGUGUUCGCCUGCUCAGAGCCGCAGCUCCAGCCCAGCCGCGGGCCGCCGAGGAGUAAUCCGCUCUCCCGGCCGCUGAGCCUCCGCGUUAACGCCAUUGUUUGGAGAAACAGAGUGGGUGUGGAACUGGGGCGAACCGGUCCAAAGUCAAAAGUGCUCAGCCAGAUAGUCGCAUAUAUAAAACUACGAAGUUAAAGUUUCCUCGUCUCCGAAAAGACACAGUAAGAACCCUGAGGUCCCCGGAAGAUCAGAAGGAAAGCGCUGUUGAUUUGCUUCAGCUUCAAAACAUCGCCUCUGCCAAGAAAUUAGAAAGGAAGGUUGCUGGCAGUGAGGAGGGAAGAGAGUGAUCUGGUGAUGGACUAUUGUAAAUCGCUUUUGAUAGAUUCUUCCUAGACCGCAAUGAGUCAGCCACCGACGGGGGGCGCUGCCCCUGCCACAGCCGCAGCUUCUCCCCCCACAGCUGCCACUGAGGCUCGCUUGCACCCGGAGGGCAGCAGCAGAAAGCAGCAGCGUGCUCAGUCACCCGCUAGACCGAGGGACAAUUCGGUCCGACAGACCACCGCGGCCACCCGGUCCCCGGUAGGGGCUGGCACUAAACUCAAUUCUAUUCGACAGCAGCAGCUGCAGCAGCAGCAGGGCAACAAGACCGGGAGCCGCACGGCGCCUCCGGCCAGCGCCCGAGGAAGCGGAGGAGGGGCGGAGAAGGCCGCGCCCCUGGCGCCCAAGGGGGCCGCGCCGGGAGCUGUCCAGUCCUUGCCUGGUGCUGAAGCGGCCCCCGUGGCGACCCUGGCCCCGGUGGGUGUCAGGAGGCCUGGCGCGUCGGAAGAGCCGCCCCGGGAGCUAGAGCCCGCGUCCUCUAAACUCGGGGAACCCCCUCCACUAGGAGAAGGAGGAGGAGGGGGUGGGGAAGGAGGAGGAGCCGGCAGCGGCUCUGGGGAAAGGGAGGGGGGCGCUCCGCAGCCGCCGCCGCCGCCGCCCAGGGGCUGGCGAGGGAAAAGCGUACGCGCUCAGCCGAGGGGCGGCAGCGGCGCGGAGGGGGCCUCCCCCUCGCCAUCCACCUCCUCUGCGGGCAAAACCCCAGGCUCCGGCAGCAGAAACUCCGGGAUUGGCGUUGUGGGGCCUGGCGGCGGUGGCGGAGGGAGCUACUGGAAGGAAGGAUGUCUGCAGUCUGAGCUCAUCCAGUUCCAUCUCAAGAAAGAGCGGGCGGCGGCGGCGGCGGCGGCCGCGGCUCAGAUGCACACUAAGAACGGCGGCGGCGGCGGCAGCAACGGCAGCUCUCCGGUCGCUGGCGCCCCUGCCAUUUGUGAGCCCCUCGCAGUCCCUCCCACCUCCCCAAUGGCGGCGGCAGCAGAGGGCCCCCAACAGGGCGCAGAGGGCAGCGCGAGCGGCGGCGGCGGCGGCGGCAUGCAGGCAGCGGCGCCCCCUUCGUCGCAGCCGCACCCGCAGCAGCUCCAGGAGCAGGAGGAAAUGCAGGAGGAGAUGGAGAAGCUGAGGGAGGAAAACGAGACUCUCAAGAACGAGAUCGAUGAACUGAGGACCGAGAUGGACGAGAUGAGGGACACUUUCUUCGAGGAGGAUGCCUGUCAACUGCAGGAAAUGCGCCACGAGUUGGAGAGAGCCAACAAAAACUGCCGGAUCCUGCAGUACCGCCUCCGCAAAGCCGAGCGCAAAAGGCUCCGCUACGCGCAGACCGGGGAAAUCGACGGGGAGCUGUUGCGCAGCCUGGAGCAGGACCUCAAGGUAGCAAAGGAUGUAUCUGUGAGACUUCACCAUGAAUUGGAAAAUGUGGAAGAAAAGCGAACAACAACAGAAGAUGAAAAUGAGAAACUGAGGCAACAGCUUAUAGAAGUUGAGAUAGCAAAGCAAGCUCUGCAGAAUGAACUGGAAAAAAUGAAGGAGCUAUCUUUAAAGAGAAGAGGAAGCAAAGAUUUGCCAAAAUCUGAAAAGAAGGCUCAACAGACUCCCACAGAGGAGGACAAUGAAGAUCUGAAAUGCCAGCUGCAGUUCGUGAAGGAAGAAGCUGCUUUGAUGAGAAAGAAAAUGGCCAAGAUUGAUAAAGAAAAGGACAGAUUCGAACACGAGCUCCAGAAGUACAGAUCCUUUUAUGGGGAUCUGGACAGUCCUUUGCCUAAAGGAGAAGCCGGGGGGCCUCCCAGCACCAGAGAGGCUGAGCUCAAGCUGCGGCUGAGGCUGGUGGAGGAAGAAGCCAACAUCCUGGGCAGAAAAAUCGUCGAACUGGAGGUGGAGAACAGAGGCCUGAAGGCGGAACUGGAUGACCUGAAGGGCGACGACUUUAACGGCUCGGCCAACCCCCUCCUGCGGGAGCAGAGCGAAUCCCUGUCGGAGCUGCGGCAGCACCUGCAGCUGGUGGAAGACGAGACGGAGCUCCUGCGGAGGAACGUGGCCGACCUGGAGGAACAGAACAAGCGUAUCACGGCGGAGCUCAACAGGUACAAGUACAAGUCGGGCGGCCACGAGAGCGCGCGGCACCACGACAGCGCCAAGACCGAGGCCCUGCAGGAGGAGCUGAAGGCAGCUCGCCUGCAGAUCAACGAGCUCAGCGGCAAGGUCAUGCAGCUGCAGUACGAGAACCGCGUGCUUAUGUCCAACAUGCAGCGCUACGACCUGGCCUCGCACCUGGGCAUCCGCGGCAGCCCCCGCGACAGCGACGCCGAGAGCGAUGCGGGCAAGAAGGAGAGCGACGACGACUCGCGGCCGCCGCACCGCAAGCGCGAAGGGCCCAUCGGCGGCGAGAGCGACUCGGAGGAGGUGCGCAACAUCCGCUGCCUCACGCCCACCCGCUCCUUCUACCCCACGCCCGGGCCCUGGCCCAAGAGCUUCUCUGACCGGCAGCAGAUGAAGGACAUCCGCUCGGAGGCCGAGCGCCUGGGCAAGACCAUCGACCGGCUCAUCGCUGACACCAGCACCAUCAUCACCGAGGCGCGCAUCUACGUGGCCAACGGGGACCUGUUCGGACUGAUGGACGAGGAGGACGAUGGCAGCCGCAUCCGCGAGCACGAGCUGCUCUACCGCAUCAACGCGCAGAUGAAGGCCUUCCGCAAAGAGCUGCAGACCUUCAUCGACCGCCUUGAGGUGCCCAAGUCCGCGGACGACGCCGGCGCCGAGGAGCCCAUAUCCGUGAGUCAGAUGUUCCAGCCUAUCAUUUUACUUAUUCUCAUUCUUGUAUUAUUUUCAUCACUUUCUUACACAACAAUAUUUAAACUUGUCUUCCUUUUUACACUGUUUUUUGUACUGUAAAUCUUUCAUCAUUUACCAUUCAUUGUAGUAUUUUCAGUUUGUUUGUUUUGUUCACCCUUCAAGACAAGAAGUAAAAGAAGUAUAAUUUCUGUAGUAACCAAUGCUAUAAAAACACUGAAGACUGCUUAUUUCUUUAAAAAGACACAUCUUACCACUACUAAAUUCAAUAAGAAGCCUGAGCAUUAAAUGUUUCAGGUAAGGGAGUAAGUAUGACUUCUCUUUUUAUAAAUCAUUUUAAUUUUUACUUCUUUCUUUUACAUCUUGAUUUGCACUCUUCUUAAAUCACUGUAAGAAUGACUGUAAAAAUUGUCUAGGUCUCUCAAUUAUUUCUCAGUAUUUGACUAUUAUGAUAAUUCAAAAGCUGGACAUUCACAAGUUGGUCACAUCUUAGAAAAUAUAUAGAUUUAUAAAGUACUUUUGCUAGGUUGCAUCAGACUAACAACAUAAUUUUGAUAACCAAUAAAUAUCAAUGAAAAUUAUAGUGAACAAAUGAAAUGUGACCAUCAUGGGAACUAAACUAUUUAUUGUGAUACUGAUGGUGUUCUGUCUAAAAAGAUGCGUUUGGAAGCAUGAGAGUGGAUUAGGCCUUAGUUUCUCUUAUUGAGAAAGUAAUUAUCUUCAUCCUACUAUAUUUGACCAGUUUCAGCCAUUCCAACUAAACCAACCAUUUCUGCAUUUACCUGUUAUACUUGGAGCCGUAUAUUGCUAAUCAACCUUUUGCCUGGAGUCCUGUCCUCUAUAAUAGGUUACCACACAGAACUGCUUCUGGAGCAGGAAAUAUGCUAAAAAUACAGUAUAUUAAAUAUUUUGAGUAGGGAAAAGAAUAGUCAUUCUGUAGAAUUUCAUUAAAUCACAGUCCAAAGCCAGUAGCAUAGUUCCAGUGGGAGUUGUUCUCUAGACAAACUUACUUUGGUGAACCUCAACAUUACCCUUUCUCCUCCUACCUAAAGUGGCCUGGAUAGGUUUCCUGUACCCAAAAGGUCCUAUUCUGUCAACCUUAUUGGCAAUUUACAGAGUGGAAAGCUGGACUGCACUACUGUCAGCUUAUACCAAGGUUAUAGUAAGCCAUGUGAUAAUAGCUGUAUAGAAUCAUCAGUUGUCUAGGUUUUAGUAGACCUUAAAGUUCCAGGCAUUCAGUGGAUAUCCGUAUCCUCUCUAGGGCAUUUCCACCUUUGUCAUACGGCCUUUGCCACAAGUCCUCUAAUGACAAAGCAGUUCUCUUUCUACUCUGGUGAUAGUGUUAGAAAACUCCCCUUUCAUUCAUACAGUUGUUCAAAGCAAACAAUAUCAGAGAAGACAAAUAGGAAUAAUACAUGACAGAAAGGAGAACCGAGGUCAAUAUUGUGUGUGUGCAGGGUCGCACACACACUUGGAGAUACAGACACAUGUGAAUGCUGAAUUAAAGCCUCAAGAUGAUCUGACACACACACCCUAACAAACCACCACUUUGUCAUUAUAUGGUCAUCUCUGCCACAAAGCUUCCCCAUGUGAUCCACAGAGAGGAUAUGGUGUCCCAGCAAGAAUGAUGGAUGCCAACUGAUUCUACCCUCCAAACCCAGACGAGAAAGCAUACACAAAGAGAUGUGAGAAUGGAGCAAAAGGAUAGAGCAUGGAUCCUUUGUCUACUUAACAGACAUUUUGAAGUGUCCCUAUGUUAGAUAUAGAGGAAAUUGAGGUUCAGUUUCUACUUUUUCACAGCUUUCAAUUGAUUGAUUAACCAGGACAGACAUGUAAACAGCUAACUCUGACAUGUACUCUUAUUGAAGUGCAAAAAAAGGUUUGUGGUUGCAAUUUAUUGUUCAUUGCAUACCUGAGAGCAUGUUAGAUUUCCCUAAGAGAACACAAUAAAAUCCCUAGGCAUUCUUGGAUGGAAUAAUACCAUAAAUCAAUGCAGGGGUGGUACAUAUACCUCAACAAUAUCUUGUGACCUGAACAAGAAAGGAGAUGCUAACCAAGGGAUGGCUGGGCUAACCAAAACACCAGCCUUGCCCUCAGAUCUCUUGUGAGGAAUUAAAGUCAUCCUGGCAACAAGGGUAUUAAUCUUACCUAUGGCUUCCUAAGGCAUUGACUUUAUAGAAGAAUUUCAUGACAAUUUUGAACUCCAUCCAGGCUCUUCUUAUAUGCAACCCCAGUAAGAUAAUGAUGAGGGGAAACAGGACGGACUUGGAGCCUCUUUCCAACUGUGCUCUACCCACUGCAUAGCCAGCUUCUCAAUUUGUGCCUGUGUGUAUGUAUGCACACACCUCUACACACUGUGGUGUACAAUAGGAAAUGCACCUAGUGUCAGAGAAUUCAGACCUGCAUCUAUCUUAGGGGACUGCUGGGGGGCGGUAGUUGGAAGGUGGUCUCAGCAAAUUGCCAGCAGGCACAAGGUGACCUUGUCCCUUGCCUUUUUCUCCCUGGAACUUUAGGCUGUUCUAUGAGCACCAGGGAUCUAGGGUGCAUCUCUCCCUUACACCACGGGGCAUAGUCAUGGGAAGAAAAGUUAACAAAGAUGGCACCCAAGACCUCAGAAAGAGAAUCCCCAAUAUCUCCUUCCCCUCCCCUUUGAUCCUGUUCCUUGCAUUAUCUUUGUUGUAUAAAGCUAGCUCUAAAAGAGGAACACCCAGGCUUCUUUGUUCAUGAAGAAAACAAAAUCCUCCAGUUAUUGAGACAAGGAAUCUUCUCAUAUUUGCACCUUUGAAUCUGUGCUAUUUAAACAUCACACUGAAAAUAAGUUCAAACAAACAAAAAAUUCCUUUGUGUGCACAUUCUUGGGUGUAGGAAGGAGUGUCUUUGGUAAUUUGGCCUAGAUUUAAGAAAAAAAAAAGAAUUCAAUUGGCUACUUUUAAGCAGAACAGGCUCAAACUCAUAAAACAAGGGAAAAUUCAGUGCUCAGCCUGGAAUGUGUAUUGGCUUGCAUUCUCCAGCCUUCAUUUCAAUCUGUGUGGUACAGUGGGAUAUGGUUAUUUCAUCAGCUGCCAAUGAAGUUUGGAAUGUCAAUUUGGUAGCUAAGCCUUAACUCUAAAUAUUCAUGCGGUGUUGGUAGCUAUAUUCUUAUAGAACCACAGCCCACUUUCCUCUGGUAGAGUCAUGCUUUGGGUGAGAUGCCCUAAUUGAAUAUAAGGAUUGAAGAGAAAGUGGUAGAGGAUAAUAUCAGAAAGUGGGACAAGUUGACAGCACUUUUAGGAACCACUUUCAAGUAGAGUGCUGUUAUAAUCUCGCUUGAUCAGAGAACAGGAGCAGCAAAGGCAACACUUGCCUGUUAAAAAUAAGGAAAAAUCUCCACCUUUCACUUGCCACUGUCAAACCAGGCUGUGAUGUCUCAAAGAACCUCAUCUUAUCUUAUGACUCAGAUGUUUGUUUACUAAGCUUAAAUGUAUUGACAUUUCUUGAUUAUUCAAUUUGUUACAAUUAUAAAAGGUUUUUUUAGUUCAUAGUUAUCUGAGUUUUCCUAUAGCUAAAUCAAAUACCAUGAAAAUCCAACAUCUGAAAAUAAAAUUGUAAGAUUUUAUAAAUUCAUAAAAUUUACUAUAAGAGUAUACAAUCAGUUGUGUUUAGCAGUUUUUCAGCCUUUCAAAAAAUAUUCAUGUAACUGUUUUGACUUGUGGUUGAGAAUGUUUCUUUGAAUGUUGUCUAAAUCAAAAUUUCUGUUUAGGGUAUUUCAAGUUCAGUUCAUAAUAUUUUGCUUUUGUUUUGAUUCUUUUUCUUUUAAAUUAUCAGAACAUUUUUAGGCAUAUUAGGUAAAUAAUUUAAAAGUUUUAUCUUGUACCAAGAUAGAUAUUAAAUAAACAGUACGUUGGAGGAUUGCACUAAUUGAAAAACUAGAGCCUUUCAGAAACGUUUAGAAGAGUUACUCAUUUCACAAAAUGGGAAGGGACCCUGAAGUAUUCAGGAAUGAUACGACUAUUUCAGGAGCUUUGUUAUACUGCCUACUCCAAAGAUGGAACUCUGGAAAUCAUUGAUUCUGAAAAAGUGUGCUUUACCUGUUUUUUUUCUGUAGUCUCUUCU